Elgaria multicarinata webbii is the source of this 8206-nucleotide messenger RNA. It is a transcript of the gene LRP4, whose product is annotated as LDL receptor related protein 4. Gene Ontology annotation, molecular function: protein binding; calcium ion binding; hormone binding. Gene Ontology annotation, cellular component: plasma membrane; apical plasma membrane; signaling receptor complex. Lineage: Eukaryota; Metazoa; Chordata; Lepidosauria; Squamata; Anguidae. The record is from RefSeq and is a predicted model, not a curated record. Gene Ontology annotation, biological process: receptor-mediated endocytosis. The transcript has 40 exons. The coding region runs from base 1 to 6390 and encodes 2129 amino acids.
AUGCCGCCUGCCCUCAGGACAUCGGAUGGAGUACAAUGGGAUAAAAAUACACUGAUAAACCAGAGUUUGCCUUUACAUCUAAAUGGAGAAAAUUAUGCUUUGUGUCCCAAAAUUGCCAACCCAGUUGAAACUGGGAUGCAUUCCUGGUUUGUGGACAAACUUGAAAAAUGGCUCGCAAAAACAAGUUUGGAUAUAACUGCAAACUAUAGUUUGCCACUAAAUUGGAAGUUAGUUUGGGAAACGCGCCAGGCUCCGUUGCCGGCAGCCGCAGCAGUUCUGGGCGACAAGCGAGGGCGGAGGUUGCCCCUGCGGGACUCCUCCUCCGAGGGCAGGGCCGGGGGCGGGCAGGCGGAGCAGGAGCGAGCCCCAAUCUCGCCGUUGCUUGCUUGCUUCUGCCGCUGCUGUGUUGCGGAGACGUUGGCGGCGCAGAGCAAAGCAGCCGCUGCUGUUCGAGCGAAGCCGAGACGCACCGCGAGCCACCCGGGCAAGCCCUGGCUCCUGGUGGCGGCCAGAGAGCAAGGUCGCCAGGAGAGCAGAAGGAGGGAGAGGCGCAGAGCAGGCGAGAGAGCUCAACUUACUUCUCGCGGCUGCUCAGGAGGGGGAAAGAGCCUGCCUAGUGCAGGAGCUGGAGCUGCGGCAGGGGUCGCCACCAUGAGGCGGCUCGGGGCCGUCCGGCUGCCGCCGCCGCUGUUGCUGCUUCUGCUACAUUUGGGAGCCCUGUUGGACGUGCGAGGUGCAGUUAGCAGCAGCAGCACAGAAUGUUCCUGUGGACGCAACCACUUCACUUGUGCAGUCAGUGCCUUUGGCGAAUGCACUUGUAUCCCUGCUCAGUGGCAGUGUGACGGUGACAAUGACUGUGGGGACCAUAGUGAUGAAGAUGGCUGCAUGCUGCCCACUUGCUCCCCUUUGGAUUUUCAUUGCGACAAUGGCAAAUGUAUCCGUCGUUCAUGGGUCUGCGAUGGAGACAAUGACUGUGAGGAUGAUUCUGAUGAGCAGGACUGCCCUCCACGGGAGUGUGAGGAGGAUGAAUUUUCAUGUCAGAAUGGAUACUGCAUACGCAGCCUAUGGCACUGUGAUGGGGACAACGACUGCGGCGACAACAGUGAUGAACAGUGCGAUAUGAGGAAGUGUUCAGACAAAGAAUUCCGCUGCAGUGAUGGCAGCUGCAUAGCUGAGCACUGGUUCUGCGAUGGUGAUACGGACUGCAAGGACGGCUCAGAUGAAGAGAACUGCCCAUCAGAUAUUCCAGCAGCAACGUGUAGCCUGGAGGAGUUCCAAUGUGCGUACGGCCGCUGUAUCCUGGACAUCUACCACUGCGAUGGAGAUGAUGAUUGUGGGGACUGGUCUGAUGAAUCUGACUGCUCCUCUCACCAGCCGUGCCGCUCUGGGGAGUUCAUGUGCAACAGCGGUUUGUGCAUUAAUGCAGGGUGGAGAUGUGAUGGUGACUUUGACUGUGACGACCAGUCGGAUGAGAAGAACUGCACGACAUCUAUGUGCACAGCUGACCAGUUCCGUUGUAAAUCUAGCCGCUGUGUCCGCCUGUCUUGGCGUUGUGACGGGGAUGAUGAUUGCACUGACAACAGUGAUGAAGAAAACUGUGAUACAGGAACUCCGCAGUGUGCCCCUGACCAAUUUCUCUGUGGGAAUGGACGCUGCAUUGGCCAAAGGAAGUUGUGCAAUGGUGCAAACGACUGUGGCGAUGGCAGUGACGAGAGCCCUGAACAAAACUGCCGUCCUCGAACCGGAGAGGAAAAUUGUAAUGUCAACAAUGGAGGCUGUGCCCAGAAGUGCCAGAUGACUCGAGGGACAGUGCAGUGUACCUGCCACACAGGCUACAGGCUCCUGGAGGAUGGCAGGUCCUGUCACGAUGUGAAUGAAUGUGCAGAGGAAGGUUACUGCAGCCAGGGAUGCACCAACAGCGAGGGUGGAUUCCAGUGCUGGUGUGAGCAAGGCUAUGAGCUUCGCCCGGACAAGCGCAGCUGUAAAGCGCUGGGGCCAGAGCCUGUGUUGCUUUUUGCCAAUCGGAUCGAUAUCCGUCAGGUCUUACCCCACCGCUCAGAAUACACAUUGCUCCUGAACAACUUAGAAAACGCCAUUGCCCUUGAUUUCCACCAUAGCAAGGAGUUGGUGUUCUGGUCUGACGUCACACUGGACCGCAUCAUGAGGGCCAACCUGAAUGGCAGCAAUGUGGAGGAAGUAGUGUCCACAGGACUGGAGAGUCCAGGCGGUCUGGCCAUUGACUGGAUCCAUGACAAGUUGUAUUGGACAGACUCUGGGACAUCUCGCAUUGAAGUGGCAAACUUGGAUGGCACCCACAGGAAGGUGCUUCUCUGGCAGAACCUAGAAAAACCUCGUGCAAUUGCUCUUCACCCUAUGGAGGGCACCAUCUACUGGACAGAUUGGGGAAAUACCCCUCGCAUUGAAUACUCCAACAUGGAUGGCUCCAAUCGGCGCAUCAUUGCUGACACUCAUCUUUUCUGGCCAAAUGGGCUAACCAUUGACUAUGCAGGGCAUCGGAUGUACUGGGUAGAUGCCAAGCAUCAUGUCAUUGAGAGGGCUGACUUGGAUGGACAGAACAGGAAGGCUGUUAUUAGCCAAGGUCUUCCACAUCCUUUUGCCAUCACGGUCUUUGAAGACAGCCUGUACUGGACAGAUUGGCAUACCAAGAGUAUAAACAGCGCCAACAAAUUUACUGGCAAGAAUCAGGAGAUCAUCCGCAACAAGCUUCACUUCCCCAUGGAUAUCCACACGCUGCACCCUCAGCGCCAACCAGCAGGGAGAAAUCGUUGUGGAACAAACAAUGGGGGCUGCACUCACCUGUGUCUACCGAACAACAAGUCAUACACCUGUGCCUGCCCCACAGGCUUUCGGAACACCAGCAGCCACACCUGUGCCCAAAGUCUUGACAAGUUCCUGCUUUUUGCCCGAAGGAUGGACAUCCGUCGCAUCAGCUUCGACACAGAAGACCUGUCUGAUGACGUCAUCCCCUUGGCUGAUGUGCGCAGUGCCGUGGCUCUGGAUUGGGAUGCAAAGGAUGACAAUGUCUACUGGACAGAUGUCAGCACCGAUUCCAUUAGUCGGGCAAAAUGGGAUGGAACAGGCCAGGAGGUUGUGGCGGAUAGCAGCCUGGAGAGUCCUGCUGGUCUGGCAAUUGAUUGGGUCACCAACAAGCUGUAUUGGACUGAUGCAGGAACAGACCGGAUAGAGGUGUCCAACACUGACGGCACGAUGCGGACUGUGCUGAUAUGGGAGAAUCUAGACAGACCCAGAGAUAUUGUGGUGGACCCUGUUGGAGGGUUCAUGUACUGGACUGACUGGGGGGUUAGCCCAAAGAUUGAGCGUGCAGGCAUGGAUGCCUCUGGUCGCUUGGUGAUCAUCUCUUCCAAUCUGACCUGGCCCAACGGACUGGCCAUUGACUACGAGUCUCAGAGUCUGUACUGGGCAGAUGCUGGCAUGAAGACAAUUGAGUACGCUGGCCUGGAUGGCAGUGACAGGAAGGUAUUGAUUGGAAGCGAUCUGCCUCACCCGUUUGGCCUUACUCUUUAUGGAUCUCGGAUCUACUGGACUGAUUGGCAGGCAAAGAGCAUCCAGAGUGCUGACAAAAGGACAGGGCAGAAUCGUGAAACUCUGCAAGACAACCUGGAGAACCUUAUGGACAUCCAUGUCUUUCAUCGACACAGGCCUCCAGUACACACACCAUGCAAAGUUAAUAAUGGUGGAUGCAGUCAUCUUUGCCUCUUGGCCCCUCUUCCUAAAGGUUACAGCUGUACUUGUCCCACUGGUAUCAACCUACAACCAGAUGGCAAAACUUGCUUACCUGGAAUGACCAGCUUCCUAAUCUUUGCUAGGAGGGCAGACAUUCGCCUGGUUUCACUUGACAUUCCAUAUUUUGCCGACGUCGUUGUCUCCGUCAACGUCACCAUGAAAAACACCAUUGCCAUUGGAGUGGAUCCUCAGGAAGGUAAGGUGUAUUGGUCAGACAGCGCACUGAGGAAGAUCAGCAGAGCUGCUCUGGAUGGCUCCCAGUAUGAAGAUAUCAUUACAACAGGGUUGCAGACCACAGAUGGAUUAGCAGUGGACGCUAUUGGUCGCAAAGUAUAUUGGACAGAUACAGGAACCAAUAGGAUCGAAGUGGGUAACCUGGAUGGGACAAUGAGGAAAGUUUUGGUAUGGGAAAACCUGGACAGCCCAAGAGCAAUUGCAUUGUAUCAUGAGAUGGGGUUUAUGUAUUGGACAGAUUGGGGUGAGAAUGCCAAGCUGGAACGAGCAGGGAUGGAUGGCUCCAACCGCAUGGUCCUUAUCAACCACAACUUGGGAUGGCCAAAUGGACUAGCUGUGGAUAGGGCAGGAUCCCAGCUACUGUGGGCUGACGCCCACACUGAGCGUAUUGAGGCUGCAGACCUGAAUGGUGCAAACCGCCGCACCUUGCUCUCUCCGGUGCAACACCCUUACGGCCUCACUCUGCUGGAUUCCUACAUCUACUGGACUGACUGGCAAACACGCAGCAUUCACAGAGCUGACAAGGAUACUGGUGCUAAUGUCAUCCUGGUCAGGGCAAACCUGCCUGGCCUAAUGGACAUCCAGGCUAUUGACCGGGGGCGUCCUCUUGGUGCUAACAAGUGUGGCAUGAGGAACGGUGGUUGCUCCCAUCUCUGCUUACCGAACCCUGAAGGCUUCUCCUGUGCCUGUCCUACUGGCAUCCAGUUGAAGACUGACGAGAGGACCUGCGAUCCUUCUCCUGAAGUCUACCUGCUCUUCUCUAACCGGGGAUCCAUCCGGCGCAUCUCACUGGAUACUAGCGAUCACACUGAUGUUCAUGUCCCUGUUCCAGAGCUGAACAAUGUUAUCUCUCUGGACUAUGACAGUGUAGAUGGCAAGAUUUACUACACAGACGUCUUCUUAGAUGUGAUCAGGCGGGCAGACCUGAAUGGCAGCAAUAUGGAAACAGUCAUUGGCCAAGGACUGAAGACAACAGACGGUCUGGCUGUGGAUUGGGUGGCUAGAAACCUGUACUGGACCGACACGGGCCGCAACACGAUUGAAGUGGCCAGACUAGAUGGCAGCUGUAGAAAAGUGCUAGUUAAUAACAGUCUGGAUGAACCCCGAGCCAUUGCUGUCUUUCCCAGAAAGGGAUACCUCUUCUGGACAGACUGGGGACACAUUGCUAAAAUUGAACGUGCAAACCUGGAUGGUUCUGAGCGCAAGAUAUUGAUCAAUACAGACUUAGGCUGGCCUAAUGGGCUGACCUUGGAUUAUGACACCAGAAGGAUUUAUUGGGUAGAUGCUCACCUAGACCGCAUAGAGAGUGCUGAUCUCAAUGGGAAGCUGCGUCAGGUGCUGGUCAGCCAAGUGUUGCACCCCUUUGCUUUGACACAGCAGGACAGGUGGCUGUAUUGGACAGACUGGCAAACUAAAUCUAUCCAGCGCGUGGACAAGUAUUCUGGUCGGAAUAAGGAGACCGUGUUAGCCAAUGUUGAAGGGCUUAUGGAUAUCAUUGUGGUCUCUCCUCAAAGGCAGACAGGCACAAACGCUUGUGGAGUGAAUAAUGGAGGCUGUACCCAUCUCUGCUUUGCCAGGGCUUCUGACUUUGUUUGUGCAUGUCCAGAUGAGCCGGAUGGGCGGCCGUGCUCCAGUGUUCCUGGCACAGGCCCCCCAGAUCCUGAGACCACCCAUUCAAGCAAAAAGAGUCAGACUCCUGUUAGUAGAGACAGCUCUACGACCACCAAACCCAUCAUAUCCGUGGAAACACCAGAAGGAAACUGCUCGGACAAAAAGGUUGGCCAAGACCUAUGCAGUCGAGCAAAUGAAGCUGUGCCAGCAACCACAGGAGAAGGGCUGCAUGUCAGUUACAUUAUUGGAGGCCUUCUCAGCAUAUUGAUCAUUCUGCUGCUAAUUGGUGCUGUGAUUAUUUACAGGCGCAAGAAGUCCAAGUUCACAGAUCCUACCCUGAGUAACCUUACGUACAGCAACCCCUCUUAUCGGACAUCUACCCAAGAGGUGAAGAUUGAAACUGUUCCCAAGCCAGCCAUGUAUAACCAGCUAUGCUUUAAGAAGGAGGCUGGCCCUGAUCAUAGCUACACCAAGGAAAAGAUCAAGAUCGUAGAAGGAAUAUGCCUCUUGUCUAGUGAUGAGUCUGAAUGGGACGACCUCAAACAGAUACGGAGCUCUCGGGGAAGUAUUCUCCGCGACCACGUCUGCAUGAAGACUGAUACUGUCUCUAUUCAAGCCAGUUCUGGCUCACUGGACGACACCGAAACUGAGCAACUGUUGCAGGAAGAGCAAUCGGAAUGCAGCAGCAUCAACGCAGCAGCUACUCCUGAGCGCCGUGGCUCCCUUCCAGACACAGGCUGGAAGCACGAACGCAAACCCUCAACAGAGAGUGAAGUCUAAAGCACACGCAAAGACACUGUCCCUCCUUCUCUGCCAUCCUUCGCACUGAUGAGAUAGGAUCCUGCCUGCUAUUCAAGGAGGAACUUGGAGAUUAGCCUCUGUGUCACAUGGAGCGCAGAGACUGCCUUUGGUGAGGAGCCUGAGCUAGACUGUGCCUUAUUGGCUGAUGGGACACAACUCAGAGACCCUUUUGGCUCAUUGUUAGUUUAUGUUUAUUUAUAUGUCCCCGCUUCCUAGAAGCUGUGGUGUUGAAUUCAGAAGCAGCUUUUUCAGCUGAGUCUGAUGCGGCUUUCAUCCAUUCUAGUACACAAACUGGCCAAGGACUCUGCACCACCAGUGGCCAGAAUUUCUGAACUACCCGCUCCUGAUACCUGUUACCUUUUCUUCAGAUGCUGUUAGCACUAACUGGAUUUUGCACUGCACUCUUAUUACCUUAAGGUGAAAGGGUUGGAGCCAGUGAAGGUGCCUGAAGUGAGAAAGGUGAUGUAAGAACAGGUCACUUUGCAGAUACUUGUGCAGGGAAAGCAAAGGCAGCUGCAAUGUUGUUGCAGAGGGCGCUAAAAUAUCACUGCCUUCUUUUCAAGCUGUGGGUGUGAGGAAUCCAAGGGGCAAAGCAUGCAGUCUGUUGCUGGCAAUAGACAGUUGUUCCUGCGGUGUCCAGUUCAUUGUGCUAGAAUGUGCACUCUCUUCCUAAAACAUUUUUUCUGUUUUGUUUUUCAAAUAGAACAUACACAUCUGUUCCCUGGGGGGACUGAUUUUUUAUUUUUAUUUUUACUGCACUUCCCAUUAGUUUUGAUUUGCCAAGGAAGUGUUCGGUGCAAUAGUAUUGUAUCAUAAUUCUUUGUUAGUCAAUUCAACAGGCCCAUUCUCUGGAAAUGUGUGCUAUUGCGGGUGGGGAUAGCCAGUGGAGCAAGUUGUUAAUUUUUUUUUAAAUGGAGUAGAAUUGGACAAGAGGUGUGCUCAAAUUCCAGCUCCAACGUGCUGCUGGAAAAACUCAGUGGGGGAUUUUUUCUAAGUCUUUUGUUUGUUUGUUUUUGCCAGUGUUCCUCUUUGGAAGUUCUGGAAGGAAGGAUUUGCUCACGCCUUUUUUCUCGUAUCUGCUGUAUGGCUUGAGCAGUGAAAGUGGGGUGUCAAAAAACGGGUGUGUGCAAUUGAAAGAUAAUGUGUAUGGCUAGGAGAAGGCAGGCAGGUGGCAGUAAUAAUUCAGGAGGCAUGCUAUGAAACAUUUCAUCCUAUAAAGUUCCUUCCAUCCUCACUGCAACAAGGCCACUACUAUUUCCAGGCUGGGAAAAAGAGAUCCAAGGCUGAUAAACUGCCCUUUUAGAACUUGCAGGUGAUGGUUUGUGCAACAAGUAGUCAGUUGUUGCAGAGGGUCCAGACAUCCUUUGGCAAGAUGGCACUUACAUUGCAGAGAAGCUCUAUCCAAAACUAUUAACCACAAUAUUUUAUCUCUGGGAGAAUGCAACUCUAUUCUCCACUCAUCCUGCCACUCUUGUGAUUGGUGAGUGAUGCACGAAUUGUGGUUGUGUGAGUGUCUGUGAUAUCACUCUAUUGAAGAGCACAUGAUCUAUAUACCAGUACCCAUAACAUUUUGUCACCUGAAGCAGGGAAGGAGCAAGUAUUUAAAAAUACAGUGAUGGACUCCACUUACUCCCUUGUCCGUUUCAAAAGUGCUCCCUUUGAGUUACAUUUUACUGUUUUGUUUUUCACUCUUUAAAAGUAAUUUGGGGGCUAUUCCUCCAUUUUCACCACUGGAACUCACUCUCCCACCCCCAGCUUGUGGCUUUUGUUCUGCAAACAGCCUUUACUGCUGUCA